Messenger RNA from Hyposmocoma kahamanoa, 1695 nucleotides. Its product is annotated as facilitated trehalose transporter Tret1-like. NCBI's taxonomy places the organism in Eukaryota, Metazoa, Arthropoda, Insecta, Lepidoptera, Cosmopterigidae. Gene Ontology annotation, biological process: transmembrane transport. The transcript has 4 exons. The record is from RefSeq and is a predicted model, not a curated record. Gene Ontology annotation, cellular component: membrane. Gene Ontology annotation, molecular function: transmembrane transporter activity. Bases 45 to 1502 code for a protein of 485 amino acids.
GCCGCUAGAGCCUUAUCUUCGCGAUCUGCAGUUGAGAAACCACUAUGGAGGAGAGAACACGAUUCACGCCUUUUAUGAAACAGUGUUUCGUGACGACAGCGGUAUGUUGCAACGUGAUCGGCCAUGGCUGCGCCCUAGGCUAUCCAGCAGUGUUGCUGCCUCAGCUACAAAAACCAGGGGCACAGCUGCCUCUGGAUAAGAGCAGCGCCUCUUGGAUCGCGUCAGCAAUGGCGAUGCCCAUGCUGGUGGGCAAUUUCGUUGCCCCGUCAGUGAUGGACCGUCGCGGCCGCAAGGUCGCUAGCUACGUCGGCAUCGCGCCUGUACUGCUGGGAUGGAUUAUCAUCAUCAUAGCUGAUAACUUCCAGAUGCUUUUCAUCGGCAGAGUUUUACAUGGUCUCUCCUUUGGGAUUUCUCUACCCCUACGCUCAGUCCUUGUCGGAGAAUACACCAGCCCAAAAAACAGAGGAGCUUUCCUUAUGGCAAUUUCUUUAGCUCAAUCUUUUGGCAUCUUCUUCGCGCAUUUCGUCGGUUCUUUGAUCAGCUGGCAGAAAACUGCUCUAGUCUGCAUAUCAUUUUCCUUCAUAAGUUUAUGCCUCACCAUAUAUUCCCCAGAAUCACCAAGCUAUUUAGCUGCAAGAGGUAGAUAUGAUGAUUGCAGGAAAGUUUUUAGAUGGCUAAGAGGUAACGAAGAAGAAGAAGAACUGGAAGAAAUGAUAGAAGCAAGACGUGUGCUUAAGAAAUCUGAAGUUAAAACCAAUAAAUUGAAAGUAAUGCUUGUUACUGUUACGAAGAAAGAGUUUUACAAACCCAUUCUUAUAAUGGUCCAUGCGUACGCCAUGGUAGAAUUUGCUGGAGGAACUACAAUGGCGUCAUAUUCUACAGUUAUCAUAGGUUUAGUAUUAGGACCGUCAGCUAACGUUAACUUUUGGAUGAUAGCUUUAGAUAUACAAAGAAUCAUAUCAAAUACCAUAGCCGUUUAUAUUAUAAAUAGAAGUAAAAGACGGGUUUGUCUUUUCAGUAUAGGAAGCCUAAGUGUAGUUACUCAUUUGAUGAUAGCAGGUUAUGUAUAUGGCAAAACUAAUAAUAUGUUACCAUUUGAAAGUAUGUGGGUACCUGUGAUUUUAAUUAAUUUACAAAUUUUCACAGUUGCUACUGGCAUGGUUCCCUUACCUAGUGUCAUAGCUGGUGAGGUAUUUCCGUUACAAUAUAGAAGCGUAGGUGGUAGCAUUAGUAUUGUAUCAAUAGCAACUGUUACUUUCACGGUACUUAAGUCUUUCCCUGGUCUAGUUGAUAGUGUUGGACUAUCGGGCACCUAUUGUAUUUACGCAGGAGCUCUGACGUACUUUUUAACUGUGAUUUGGUUCCUAUUGCCAGAGACAAAGGGAAAGACUUUACAGCAAAUAGAAGAUGAGUUUAGAGGCAAGAAAUUGACAGAGCAUGAUAUUGAAGCUACUAAUGCUUUACAGGAAAAUGAAGUCUCAAACUUGAAGGAUAAAAUGUAGAAUAAUCAAUUAAAUGGCAUUGUGAAAAUGUGAUAAUGGGGACCAGGCAUUUAAGCCUAGCUUUAUAUUCUGUAGAGUGCUAUAAAGCAGGCUUUUGUUCAGUAAUGGACUUCUUCUUACUGACGAUAAUACUUGUAAUGAAACAAUGAAGUUCUAUGUCUAAUUUAGUAAUGCAGGGAUCUGUGUAAAUUAU